Acanthoscelides obtectus is the source of this 528-nucleotide messenger RNA. The record is from the annotation of a GenBank genome assembly. NCBI's taxonomy places the organism in Eukaryota, Metazoa, Arthropoda, Insecta, Coleoptera, Chrysomelidae.
AUGUGACAAUAUAUUUUGUUUGUCCGUUUUAAGGUGACCUUUCGUUUCUUUUUUUCUUUCCACAUGCCCAAACCAAAGCAUCAUUGCAAUUUUAAGAUGGGUCCCGUAAAACCAGCAAAGCCCAGUGCCGCUUAGGGUAGGCACUCCAGCCUCCCAAAGUGACAAGCGAGCGUGAGGUUAUCUGUCUUUUUUCAUUUAACCAGACACGUCACCCUCGUCCAUCAUCCCAAAAACGUCCAAAAUCCUCUGAAAAUGCGAAAACCUACCCAGAACUGUUGGCGCAACACACUGGUUACUUGUUUUGCAAUUUUCGACUAAAAAUGCACAAUAGCUUUUUUCAAACGUAUCUAUUUCUAAAAAGAAAAGCUACAACUUCCAGAAUACUCUGUACAGGACGUAAGGUUGUUCAAAAUUCUGCAAGAGUCCAAUCAGAAGGAUCAAUUUCCUAGCAAUCACACUACAAGUUGGGCCCCCCACAUAUCCUGCACCCAAGCAACAGAUAUUCUUGAUUGGCAUUUUGGAUCUUGA